Molecule: messenger RNA, 4095 nt
Organism: Lampris incognitus (smalleye Pacific opah)
Lineage: Eukaryota; Metazoa; Chordata; Actinopteri; Lampriformes; Lampridae
Product: proline-serine-threonine phosphatase-interacting protein 1-like
Exons: 15
Coding region: 57-1328 (423 amino acids)
Biological process (GO): actin filament polymerization
Cellular component (GO): plasma membrane; actin filament; cytoplasm
Molecular function (GO): actin filament binding
Source: RefSeq, a predicted model, not a curated record
AAACAAUUGGAGACAAUUAACUCCGUUAAGUGAGGAAAUUGAGGACGAUAAACAGGAUGACAAUGUUAUUGUUCAGAGAUGCUUUUUGGGGAAGCGAUUUUAUCAGUCAUGCCGGCUACGAUGCUCUGAUCCAAAGGCUACGCGAUGGCAAGGAGAUGUGCAAAGAUGUGGAGGGGCUUUUAAAGAUGAGGGCCGUAGCAGAGGAGCGGUACGGGAAGGAGCUGCUGACUAUCGCGCACAAAGCCAGGGGCUUCACAGAGAUCAGCACCUUGAGAGCCUCCUUUGAUGAACUCAAAGCACAGAUUCAGAACAACGGGUAUUUUCACAUCCAGCUCGCUGACAUGUUGAGAGAGGAGGUCAAAAAGUUGGAGACAUUCCGGGAGCGGCAGAAGGAGCAAAGGAAAAAGUUUGCAGAAAUCAUGGAGAAGGUUCAGAAAAUAAAAGUGUCGAUGUUUAACAAGACCAUGGAGUCUAAGACAAACUAUGAACAGAGAUGCAGAGAAGCUGACAAGCUGCAGCAAGAGGCCGCCGCACUGUCUUCACCCAAACACUCGGAGAGGGUACAUCACAAGGCCAAGCAAAGCAUAAAGGCUGCCAAGAGAACAGAGCAGCUUUACAUCACCAACGUGGAAAAACUAGAGACAGUUCGUCAGGAUUGGGAGGAAACCCACAGGAGCACAUGCGAGGUGUUCCAGCAAAUGGAGAUGGACCGCAUCAGCAUGCUGAGAUGUGUUCUCUGGGACCACUGUAACCACUUCUCUAUGCAGUGUGUCAGAAAUGAUGAACUUUACGAGAACGUGAGAAAGACUCUUGAGACAUGUGACAUCACCUUAGAUAACAACUGCUUCAUAGAAACGAAAACAACAGGGUCAAGCCCACCAGAGUGCAUUGUGUUUGAGGACUUCUAUCAGAGGAGUCAGUCGGAGGACAGAACUGACAGCCCUCACUUUGCAGGAGGCGGGGGUCUCAGCAGCAGGUUGUCUAAACUACUACCAGGAGGCACUUGGUGUUCAAAUAACAACAUCGAUGAUGGCAAUUUACAUUCAGAGUCAGCGAUGACAUCUAGUGAUCACUCUCUAGCAGAUAAUGCGUCUGAAACAAAUGAGUCCUUACACAACUUCCAGCAAGAUGCCUCAGCGGCCACUUCUUCAACCAAUGGAUACAGCUACAUAGUGCUUUACAACUACCUCGCACAGGAUGAAGAGGAGUGUUCUGUCAGGGAGGGGGAAGUGGUGCAGGUGUUACAGCAAGGAGACGACGGCUGGUGGACUGUAGAGAGGAAUGGCCAGACUGGAUUGGUACCAGGGUCUUACCUAGCCAUUUUGUGAACACAUACACGCAAAGACACACGCACACGCACGCACACACACAAGGGCAUAUGCAUGCACUAAGGACAUAAAAAAGCACGCAUUUGCACUUAUUUGCAUUCUAACUUGCAUAUGAACACAGUACCAUUACACAUUCACAAAUAAACACGCUUCUCAAGCUUUUUAUUUGUCUUUCCAACCUUUGUUAAUGUCCUAAUGAACCCAAACAUUCGGACGAAUACUAAAAUGAUCUUCAUCUAAUUGUAGUCACAAAUAAUUGACUUGUAUAAUUUUUUUAGCAUUUUAUAUUGAAUGAUGCAACAGAUGAUGAUGAUGCAACCGCUUUUACAGCUAUAUUAUGCAGCGACUUGUUUUUAUACUUUUAAGGGCAUUAUUUAUUGCCAAAACCUCAGUAAAAGUGUUUUAAAAAAAAUCAAGACAGAAUGUUAAUAUUGUUUCAUGUGUGUGGAAAAAUUCAAUUAUUCACUGUAUUUUUUUAUCUUUAUUUUUUACAUUCGUGGACAAUGGUAUACAUAUUUUCUUUUAAGGAAGAACAGUCAACCACUGGUUAAGUUGAAAUGUAGAAUUUUAUUUCAAUCAGUGUCCUGUAUGUUCCACAAUCUAUGUACAUUAUUUUGUUUCAAAUAUUUUUUACUGCUGCUCUAUCUAAAUACCUAAUGAUCAACUCAAAGUCUCAGAAAUAAUAAUAAAACAGUACACAAUGCCACAAAUCAAGUAGAAAAAGAAAAGAAAAACCUUCAUUGCAGGUUAUCAAUUACAUUUCAGUGGUUGAACAACGUACCAUGCAGGAAUAAGAACUGUUUGACAGGAGAUGUUGGUGACAAACUGCUUCUACACACACACACGUGGGUUUUUUAGGUAACACUGACAAUACUGCUACUCAUAGCAUUUCUAUGGAGGAAUGGAAACUAGAAAAAUAGGGUUGGCAGAUUAACAUUUUAAUGGUAAUAGGGUACUAGUGAAGCCUCACCGAGGGAGGAUCUACCCUAAACUGGUAAUUCGAUGCAAAACGCAUGAUCUGAAUAAUUCAAUGUUUGUGAACACAAAGCGCUCUCUUGGUCUGAGCGACGCCAUCAAGACACAAUGCAAAGCGUUGCACCACGAACGUGACAUCAACGACUUUGAGCUAACAGAACAUUUGGUUUGAGUCUUCUCAUCCCAAUAAGAUACAGUCUGAAGCUUCAAAUCAGAAACUGAGGCUAGACUUUCAAAAUACAUCUGUAAAUUGUCCUAGUUCUCACAAAGCCUUGGUCAACAGAGAUUUUAUUGUCCCUUGGUAGCAGCUGCUCACAGUAUGUCUGGGGUGUCUAGCUUUAAGGACAGCUCUUGUUCACAAAUACAGGUUAGAUUUUAGGAAUACUGUGUAUGUUCUGUUAAAGCAUAGAUUUGCCCUAAUAACAAUGAAUACACAAGAUCUCCAGCCAUAGUGCAAACCGGUAGGUUAAGAUAUACAUUCUAUACAACGCGGUCAAUGAUUUCAUUGCUGAGCUCCAAACGGGUCAUCGUCAGCUAUCAGUUCAAUAUUCUGAUAAGAGUGGAAAAUAGGAAAAUUAAGUGCAAAGUUUAAAAAAAUCAAUUUUUUUGGCCACUAAAAUAAUCAAAAAUAUAAAUAAUAACAAAAAUUGGGAUUUGGGCUUCAAUUUUCUGAUUUUUGCGACAUAGUACGAAACGUCUAAGUUCAGGAUAUUUGUGUGGGUAAAAGUUGAGGUAAGUCUUGUUUUUUUAAGGACACCAUAGAUUCAACAACUGGCAAAAGGGGGAGCCAGAAAAUGCAACAAGGUCAGAAUGCAGCACUGACACUGAUAUUUACAUAAGAUUCUUCUAUAUUAACAUGCAGUCUGCAACCAAUUGUUAAUGAAUUGCAAAUGAAUCCUAAGUGAUAUGCCCUGCUAGUUCACAUCACUUAUCUUAUUUAUCUUAUUUUCACCCAAAUGAAGUUGUGUGCAAUAUAGAAAAUCUCAUGUUAGUUACAUAUGCAGAUGGCAUGGCUUUAGUGGUGCGCCUUACCAGUGCACAGUCAUUAAACAUGUACACUAACUGUUACAGAACUCAUAAAGUGGUUUGAUGACAGUCAUCCUUUGUUGAAAAUAAAUUUAAAAAAAGUUUAGAUGGUAACAAGAGGAACUGGUCGGUCAAACCCUCUAUUUAAAUCAAUUACUGUUAAGGGCCAGGAGGUAGAACAAGCGAGCUCCUUUAAGUACUCGGGGACAGUGUGACACCAAUCUUUUCCCUUUACAGAUCAUGUAGGAUGCAUUUACAAUAAAAAGCACAGCAAAUACUCUUCCUAUUGCGUAAACUAAGGAAUUUGGAGGUCAGCCAAUGCUCUUUAAACAGAGUAUACCAAACCCUAAUUGAAAGCAUACGGAUUUUUAACACUGUGUCCUGGUUUGAGCACGUGAGUGUCAAAAGCAAGACAAAGCUUUGCAAAAUGGAUAAACUGGGCAGGGCAAUUACAGGCUGCAAACAAACCCAGCUGUCCUGUCACCAUGGCACAGCAGUCCACGCUUAAGUGGCAAAAUCUUAGAUGACUGUAGCAUCCCUUCAAUCCCCACUUUCAGCUGCUGCCCUCAAGGCAACGGUAGAGUCCCCUGUGCAAAGAAAAACAUCUACAGAAAAUCGUUUGUCCCUGUUGCCAUAAAAUAUCUUAAUCAAUAAGGACAGCCUGCUACCUCAGUACACAGCAUCUGUUCAUUUAACCCUGAUUCACCAUCAACUACCACCUCCAUGAAGUUGGCACCCCAUGUAAUCAGAACAUGAAUAAAAAUAU